AUGCCUCGUUUAAUCGAACUUGAUCUUUCAUUCAAUACAAUUGAUCAUUUGGCUGAAGAUGCAUUUUCAAAAUGUCCCAAACUACGCCAACUUGAUCUAUCUGGCAAUUAUUUAACAAAUUUUAAUGGAGCAAUUCAACAAUUGCAAAGUCUUAAACGUCUUAAUUCAAGUUACAAUAUGAUUCAAUUGUUACAAUGGGAUGAAUUCCCGGCAACGAUGACACAUCUUGAAAUGAGUAAUAAUCAAAUUAACCUAUUGAGUAGUACUCAACGAUCAAGGAUACGUUAUGUACAAUUACAACGAAAUCGUAUUAUGGCUUUAACAGAUGAGCAAAUUCCGAACACAGUGGAAUACCUAAAUUUAAGCGAUAAUUUGAUUCAUACAAUUGGUAAUGGUACUUUUCGAAAUAAACAAUUCCUUAACAGUUUGGAUUUACGAAGAAAUCAAUUAUCCACCUUAGAGAUAGCAGCAUUUAUGGUGGAUACUUUAACAACCGGUCAUCCGGUACAACUAUUUGUUGCUGAUAAUCCGUUAGAUUGCAGCUGUGAAAUGGAUUGGAUUCGUAACAGUAAAGAUGAAAAAUCUCUUAUCGAUAUUGUUGAUGAUAAUCGUGCUGUUUGUUUACAUCGAAUUCAUAAUCGACAAAUUUUAUUGUCAGAAGUUAGCAAGGAUGAUUUGCUAUGCAACUAUAAACAAGUCUGUGAGCCAAACUGCAUAUGUUGUCAGUACGGUAACUGUGAUUGCAAAUCGAAAUGUCCUGAUGGUUGUCACUGUUAUUAUGAUGCCACAUAUUCUACAAAUAUUGUACGAUGCUUAGCAUUGGAACCAGAGGAUCGUAAGAACUUCUCACCAAAAGAUAUACCAAUGUAUGCUACACAUAUUUACCUGGAACAUAUGGAGAUUCCUGUAGUUCGAAGUCAUGAUUUCCUGGGACGUACACGUCUUCUGUACCUCCAUCUUAAUCACUCAUCAAUACGUGAAAUACAACCGUUGGCAUUCAAUACAUUACCUUCAUUACAGCUUUUGGAUCUUUCCGGAAAUUAUCUGAUGCGAUUGACAGGUGAUGAACUGUAUCGAACGAAUAAAAUAACAACCUUAUUGCUCCAUAACAAUCAUUUAAUAUCAGUUGGAGAUCGACUCAACGAAGUGAUGCCACAACUAAAGACCAUUACUUUACAUAAUAAUAAACUACAGGUAUUAUUAAUUGCUUUAGAAUAUUUAAAAAAAAAAAUUAAUUAA
Cercopithifilaria johnstoni is the source of this 1239-nucleotide messenger RNA. The record is from the annotation of a GenBank genome assembly. Lineage: Eukaryota; Metazoa; Nematoda; Chromadorea; Rhabditida; Onchocercidae.